AUGGAAAAGGGUACGCUAGAAGGCAAACGUUUUGAGGAUGGUUUCAAAGGUAAACAAACGCGAGUAAGAAGGAUUUUGAAUGGGGAUUCGAUUUUCGGCAAAAGCAAUGAAAACAGUGUCGCGGACGAUACCGCAAUAGAGAGAAAGGUUUUAGAUACGGUUGACGGGAAGCCAAUUGUAAUCGAGACAGAUCGUAUUCAAGUAAAGGAAAGGAUAGGUUUAGCGGGAGGCAUCUCUUUUGUUAUGGGAGCGAUAAUUGGUUCUGGGAUAUUCAUUUCUCCAAAGGGAGCCUUGCAGAAUUCUGGAUCAAUCGGGUUGUGUUUGCUUAUAUGGGCACUGUGUGGUAUUUUGUCUAUGAUUCUAGGACUUGUGUAUGCAGAGUUAGGUGUCAUGCUCCCAAAAUCUGGUGGAGAUUAUACCAUUAUUAAAACUGGAAUAGGACGUGUCCCCGCAUUCCUUGUUUCGUGGACGAAAUGCAUUGUGUCUCCAGGCGGCAGCACUGUUCAGGCGCUGGUUUUUGCGGACUAUGUUUGUGCUCCCAUAUUCGGAAAAUGUGGGGCUCCAAACAGUAUAAGGAAGUCUAUUGCUGCCGCAGAACUUCUGAUUCUUGCCAUAACAAACACUAUCAGCGUCCGGCUCGUUUCAUCCAUGCAGGGACUUUUCACAGUUCUGAAAGUUAUGGUCCUUGUUAUCAUUAUUGUUGGUGGAUUUGUCUCCCUCUUCGAAGGCAAGACUGAAAAUUUUAAUGAUGCAUUUCAAGGUUCUACCAAUGACGUCACUUCCAUAUCGCUGGCAAUUUACAGCUGCAUGUGGGCGUAUAGCGGAUAUACAAACCUCAAUGAGAUUGCUGAAGAACUAAUUCAACCGAAGAAAAAUAUUCCAAGAGCAAUUGUUUUAUCAAUGACAUUUAUAACUAUGAUCUACAUGUGCACAAAUGUUUCAUAUUUUACAAUAUUGAGCAAAUCUGAAUUCCUGACAGUUUCUGCUGUAGCAUAUAGCUGGGGCGAGAAAAUUCUUGGAACGGCUGCUAUAAUCAUACCAAUAGGUGUUAUGUGCUCUGUCCACGGCAAUGCAAAUGGUGGAUUUUUCACCGAAAUUAGAGUUCGUUUUGCGGCUGCGCGCGCAGGUCACUUACCGGAAGUGCUGUCAUUUCUGCAUCAUAAAUCGCGGAUUCCAUUGGCUUCUCUUUUCCUCAAUACACUUUUCUCAUUAAUCUUUUUGAUUCCGGGAGAUGUCGGUGAAUUGAUCAACUUGGUCAGUUUUGUCGGUUUUUUAGUUGAAAGCUUAACAUUCAUUGCGUACUUUAGAAUUCGAUACCAACGUCGCAAAGUGAAAAGAAACGAAGGUGAAUUCAGAAUUCCACUUUUUAUUCCUGUAAUUGCACUGGCAAUAUGCGCAUUUAUGUUAAUUUCGCCGUUUGUUUCUAACCCAAGAAUAGAGUUCUUGUACGGAGUAGGGUUCAUACUUUCGGGAUUAGUUCUGUACAUUCCCUUUGUGCACCUUGGAUGGAGCAUUCCCGGAACAAAUCUUUUGACUAUGUUAGCACAACUUCUCUGGGAUAUAUGCCCAACUAUUCUUGAAGAAUAA
Messenger RNA from Mercenaria mercenaria, 1587 nucleotides. RefSeq names its product b(0,+)-type amino acid transporter 1-like. Gene Ontology annotation, molecular function: L-amino acid transmembrane transporter activity. Gene Ontology annotation, biological process: amino acid transmembrane transport. The transcript has a single exon. The coding region runs from base 1 to 1587 and encodes 528 amino acids. Gene Ontology annotation, cellular component: membrane. The record is from RefSeq and is a predicted model, not a curated record. Lineage: Eukaryota; Metazoa; Mollusca; Bivalvia; Venerida; Veneridae.